Metopolophium dirhodum (rose-grain aphid) is the source of this 664-nucleotide messenger RNA. RefSeq names its product peptidyl-tRNA hydrolase 2, mitochondrial-like. The coding region runs from base 1 to 483 and encodes 160 amino acids. Gene Ontology annotation, cellular component: mitochondrion; cytosol. Gene Ontology annotation, molecular function: peptidyl-tRNA hydrolase activity. The transcript has a single exon. The record is from RefSeq and is a predicted model, not a curated record. NCBI's taxonomy places the organism in Eukaryota, Metazoa, Arthropoda, Insecta, Hemiptera, Aphididae.
AUGUUUGAUAUUUCCAACCAUGAAUUCAUUACUCCAUUUGUUGUUGGUCUUCUGAUUGGCACAGGAGUUUCAUACGGUUAUCGCAACAUUCGACCACUACUCUCUGGUCCAUUAAAUGCACUUUCUGUAAACAAUAAACUAGUACUAGUGGUUAGAAAUGAUUUAGGAAUGACUAAAGGUAAAAUAGCGGCACAGUGUUCCCAUGCUUCUGUUGAAUGUUAUAAAGCGGCAAUGCAACAUAAACCUCAAAUGGCAAAAAUGUGGCAAAUGACCGGACAAAGGAAGAUUGUAGUUAGUAUUGGCAGUGGUGAAAAAGGUCUUCAAGAAUUGUCAAAGGUUGCAAAAUCCCACAAAGUGCUUUCUUGCAUUAUAUAUGACGCUGGAGCAACUCAAGUUAAAGCAGGAACAUCUACUGUAAUAGGUAUUGGUCCAGCUAACUCCGAUGUUAUUGACCAAAUCACUGGCCACUUAAAACUAAUUUAAGUUAUAGAAUUUCAAUAUAGUAUUUUAUUUUUAAAAGUAUUGAUUUUGUUUAUUAUUAAAUUAACUGUCAAUCUCAUUUGACAUGUAUAUUUUUGUAUAAUUUAGGUACAUUAAUAACACAGUGUAAUACUUUAUUUAGUUGGUAGAAAUAUAUUUUAAUAUAAUAUGUCUUAUAAUUUGA